AUGCGUUUCGCAGCUCUGGUGAUAGGCCUUCUGGCCACUUUCGUUUCGACGGUGACGGCAACCGCUCUCACUUAUAAACUCGAAGCCAACGAGAAAGCUUGUUUCUACAACUAUGUUGACCAGAGGAACGCGAAGGUCGCCUUCUACUUCGCUGUCCAAUCUGGCGGCUCUUUCGAUGUGGAUUAUCAGGUGGUCGGCCCUGGUGAGAAAGUGGUCUUAGAUGGAACCAAAGAACGACAGGGCGACUUCGUUUUCACGGCACAGAGCAUCGGGGAAUAUAGAUUCUGCUUCAAUAAUGAAAUGUCGACUUUCGCCGAGAAAUUGGUGGAUUUUGAGAUUGCGGUCGAAAACGAAGAACGUGCGCAACUCCCUUCCCGACAGGGUGCCAGUCCCGAGCAGGCCUCCGCGAUCGAGGAGUCCGUUUACAAGCUUUCCGCCCAGCUUUCGACCAUUUCUCGAAACCAGAAAUACUUCCGGACCCGAGAGAACCGUAACUUCAGCACUGUUCGUAGCACAGAACGUCGGAUCUUUAACUUUAGCGUCAUUGAGGGCUUGAUGAUGGUAUCGAUGGCUGGAUUGCAGGUCUUUGUUGUCCGGUUCUUCUUCCAGGGUGCUAGGAAGGGUUGGUUAUUCAAUGCUAACGGGCAAACAGGUUACGUGUGA
This is a messenger RNA of Aspergillus oryzae RIB40, 663 nucleotides long. RefSeq names its product emp24/gp25L/p24 family protein. Gene Ontology annotation, cellular component: Golgi apparatus; COPII-coated ER to Golgi transport vesicle; endoplasmic reticulum. The record is from RefSeq and is a predicted model, not a curated record. The transcript is spliced from 4 exons. The coding region runs from base 1 to 663 and encodes 220 amino acids. Gene Ontology annotation, biological process: endoplasmic reticulum to Golgi vesicle-mediated transport; Golgi organization; protein retention in ER lumen. Lineage: Eukaryota; Fungi; Ascomycota; Eurotiomycetes; Eurotiales; Aspergillaceae.